This is a messenger RNA of Nezara viridula (southern green stink bug), 192 nucleotides long. Lineage: Eukaryota; Metazoa; Arthropoda; Insecta; Hemiptera; Pentatomidae. The record is from the annotation of a GenBank genome assembly.
AUGUAUAGUUUUAAACUUGAAACUCUUGAGCAGGUAAAUAAUACACUUCCAUUAAUUUUUUAUAAUUAUAUUUUUCAUUUAAUUACAUCUUUCAUGGUUAAAUAUAUUUGUAUUAGUGGAGAAGUACAUAAUAGUUUAUUCUAUUCUAUCCUACAAACUAUUGUUGAGCCUGCUACCCUCGGUUAUCACUAG